This is a messenger RNA of Penicillium manginii, 1368 nucleotides long. RefSeq names its product flavin monoamine oxidase family protein. Lineage: Eukaryota; Fungi; Ascomycota; Eurotiomycetes; Eurotiales; Aspergillaceae. Gene Ontology annotation, molecular function: oxidoreductase activity. The record is from RefSeq and is a predicted model, not a curated record. The transcript has 3 exons. Bases 1 to 1368 code for a protein of 455 amino acids.
AUGCUCGAUCUCGUUGUCAUUGGAGCUGGCUUUAGUGGCCUCCAGGCCGCGUAUUCUGCCAAGCAGGCCGGUCUCUCAGUUGCUGUUGUUGAAGCUCGCGACCGCGUCGGCGGAAAGAUAUGGAGCGUGCCGUUGGCUUCAGAACGAGGCUGUGCCGAGCUAGGUGGCGCCUGGAUCAAUGAUAGUCUGCAGCCGCGUGUUUGGAAGUACGCUCAGCACUUUGGCUUGAAGGUUGUGAAGCAGCGUCUAGAAGGGACUGCUAUCAUGCAAGAAAGUGAGAAUGAAAGAUUCGAGUUUCCUUUCGGUGUCGCUCCGGAGUGGAGCGUUGAGGAGAAAGAUAAUCUUGGGCUCAUUCGGGACCAUUUUCAAGCCGAAUCCCUCCGUCCUGGCUUGCCGUCCGCGGAGGUAGACAGCCUAACCUUGGAUGCAUACGUCCGACAGCUGGGCGCUCUACCAAAGGUUAUCAAGAUGGUUAACAUCUGGUCUCGGGUCAUGCACGGCUUAGAAUCAACAGAGCAAUCUGCUGCAUGGUUUAUUGACUAUUGCCGCCGUAACAAAAGCUUUCUCGCCAUUCGAGCCGAUGAUUCUACCGGUGGUCAAUACCUCAGAUUCCAAGAUGGGGCACAAUCAAUCGCCAAGGAGCUUUCCAAAAUAAUUGGUUCAUGUUCUAUCCACCUCUCCUCACCAGUAGCUUCAAUGAACGACCACGGAUCGCACGUUGAGAUUGUCACUAGAAACGGAAAAAGAAUUCCCGCUAGGAAGUGCAUCAUGUCUGUUCCCAGCACCAUGUACAAAGAGUUUAAGUUCAGUCCCCCUUUACCUCCUGCCGUCCGAGAGGUAACAAACGGAACAAUUCUUGGAGACUACAACAAAGCUAUUGUGUGUUAUGACAAGCCCUGGUGGCGGAGCGAAGGGUUCAACGGAUAUUUCGCCAGUUUCUCCGGGCCAAUCACGCUGGGACGGGAUACCAGCGUUGAUGAAAAGAGUCACUACUCUUUGACCUGUUUUGUGAAUGGAGCACCAGGACGAGAAUGGAGUAAGCUCCGUCCUCAUGAGCGUCGAUCAAUAGUGUUGAAACAGCUAUUCCAAAUUUUCGACAAAAAGCCCGAAGUUUUCCGUCCGAUCGAGGUUUUCGAUCAAAUAUGGCAACAUGAGGAGUUUAGUAGAGGCGCGUUGGCCCCUGUUCAUGCACUAGGGCAUCUUACCAAGUACGCAUCGGUAUAUGGCCAGCCCGUGGGCAAUAUUCAUUUCGUCGGCACAGAGUAUAGCACCGAGUGGAAGGGUUAUAUGGAAGGUGCACUCUGUUCUGGAGAGAAGGGGGCCCAACAAGUAAUCGAUUGCUUGAACUACAUCCCUGCAAAGAUAUGA